AUGAAUAAUCUUGAUUUUGUAUAAUAAGUUGGAUUGCCAGCCAUUAAAUUACUUGAAUUAUUGAAGGAUCUUUUGGAAGAAUUGAACUAUUUAAAUGAUGAUGAACUUCUUCUCUAAAAAAAUUAAAAAGUCAAUAUUGAGGAUCCAUUUAAUUUUUUAGAUCUCAAAAGCUGUACGUUAGAAUAAGAAUAUUCAAAUGAGCUUUUCUAUCCUGUUAUUAUUUAAGAAAAAGGAAAAAAAACAAAAAAAAAUAAUUAUAUUUUUGAGAAUAAUUAAAAGCAAUAUUAGUGUGGAAAUUGCAAAAAAACAUUUGAAAAAUACCGCUCUUUGGGUGGUCAUAUUUAAAAAAGACAUAAAAAAGAUUUAAACUAAUAAUCUCUGGCUUGUAGUUUCUAACUUAGAAAAAGAUUAUAAAAAUGAG
Messenger RNA from Paramecium sonneborni, 421 nucleotides. Lineage: Eukaryota; Ciliophora; Oligohymenophorea; Peniculida; Parameciidae. The record is from the annotation of a GenBank genome assembly.